UCAAGAAAGAUUUUCAUAUUUAAAAGAUUUUCAUCUUGGAUAUAUAUCAAGUGAAAAUUAGAGUCUUUUGGGAAACAUUUUCCUCCUGUUAAAUUAUACUUGUAAUGGGCGACAUGGCAAACAACUCGGUUGCAUAUGGUGGCGUAAAAAACUCUUUGAAGGAAGCUAAUCAUGAUGGAGACUUUGGAAUUACACUCGCAGAACUGCGGGCUCUCAUGGAGCUCAGGUCUACAGAUGCAUUACGAAAAAUACAGGAAAGCUAUGGAGAUGUCUAUGGAAUUUGCGCCAGGUUAAAAACAUCUCCCAAUGAAGGUUUAAGUGGAAACCCUGCAGAUAUAGAGAGAAGAGAAGCUGUAUUUGGAAAGAAUUUUAUACCUCCUAAAAAGCCAAAAACCUUUCUUCAAUUAGUAUGGGAAGCAUUACAAGAUGUCACUUUAAUUAUAUUAGAAAUUGCAGCCAUAGUAUCAUUGGGCCUUUCUUUUUAUCAACCUCCAGAAGGGGAUAAUGCACUUUGUGGAGACGUUUCUGUUGGAGAGGAAGAAGGUGAAGGUGAAACUGGUUGGAUUGAAGGAGCUGCGAUCCUCUUGUCAGUAGUGUGUGUAGUAUUAGUAACAGCUUUCAAUGACUGGAGUAAGGAAAAACAGUUCAGAGGUUUGCAGAGUCGAAUUGAACAAGAACAGAAGUUCACAGUCAUCAGGGGUGGUCAGGUCAUUCAGAUACCUGUAGCUGACAUUACAGUUGGAGAUAUUGCUCAAGUGAAAUAUGGUGAUCUUCUUCCCGCUGAUGGCAUACUUAUUCAAGGCAAUGAUCUUAAAAUUGAUGAAAGCUCAUUGACUGGUGAAUCUGAUCAUGUUAAGAAGUCUUUAGAUAAGGAUCCCUUACUUUUAUCAGGUACUCAUGUAAUGGAAGGCUCUGGAAGAAUGGUAGUUACUGCUGUGGGUAUAAAUUCUCAAACUGGAAUUAUCUUUACCUUACUUGGAGCUGGAGGUGAAGAGGAAGAGAAGAAAGAUGAGAAGAAAAAGGAAAAGAAAAAUAAGAAACAAGACGGAGCUAUUGAGAAUCGCAACAAAGCAAAAGCCCAGGAUGGUGCAGCCAUGGAAAUGCAGCCUUUGAAGAGUGAAGAAGGUGGAGAUGGUGAUGAAAAAGACAAAAAGAAAGCGAAUUUGCCAAAAAAGGAAAAAUCUGUUUUACAAGGGAAACUAACAAAGCUGGCUGUUCAGAUUGGCAAAGCAGGUUUGUUGAUGUCUGCCAUCACGGUUAUCAUUCUCGUAUUAUAUUUUGUAAUUGAUACAUUCUGGGUUCAGAAGAGACCGUGGCUUGCAGAGUGCACACCGAUUUACAUACAGUAUUUUGUGAAGUUCUUCAUUAUUGGAGUUACGGUUUUAGUGGUGGCAGUGCCAGAAGGCCUUCCGCUCGCAGUCACCAUCUCACUGGCUUAUUCAGUCAAGAAAAUGAUGAAAGAUAAUAAUUUAGUGAGGCAUCUGGAUGCUUGUGAAACCAUGGGAAAUGCUACAGCUAUUUGUUCAGAUAAAACAGGAACAUUGACAAUGAACAGAAUGACAGUUGUUCAAGCUUACAUAAAUGAAAAACAUUAUAAAAAGAUUCCUGAACCAGAAGCUAUCCCACCAAAUAUUUUGUCCUACCUUGUAACAGGAAUUUCUGUGAAUUGUGCUUAUACAUCAAAAAUAUUGCCACCAGAGAAAGAGGGUGGAUUACCGCGUCAUGUUGGUAAUAAAACUGAAUGUGCCUUGUUGGGACUUCUUUUGGAUUUGAAACGGGAUUAUCAGGAUGUUAGAAAUGAAAUACCAGAAGAAGCACUGUACAAGGUCUACACCUUCAACUCUGUUAGAAAGUCCAUGAGUACUGUCCUGAAAAAUCCAGAUGGAGGUUUCCGAAUAUUCAGCAAGGGCGCAUCGGAGAUAAUUCUGAAAAAGUGUUUCAAAAUCUUGAGUGCUAAUGGUGAGGCAAAAGUAUUCAGACCAAGGGACCGUGAUGAUAUUGUAAAAACUGUGAUUGAACCGAUGGCAUCAGAAGGCUUGAGAACCAUAUGUCUUGCAUUCAGAGAUUUCCCAGCAGGAGAACCAGAACCAGAAUGGGAUAAUGAAAAUGAUAUUGUCACCGGCCUUACAUGCAUUGCUGUUGUGGGGAUUGAAGAUCCUGUGAGACCUGAGGUGCCAGAUGCUAUAAAGAAAUGUCAGAGGGCUGGAAUUACUGUGAGGAUGGUCACUGGUGAUAAUAUUAAUACUGCUCGGGCUAUUGCUACCAAAUGUGGUAUUUUACAUCCUGGGGAAGAUUUCCUAUGCCUAGAAGGUAAAGAUUUCAACAGAAGAAUACGAAAUGAAAAAGGAGAGAUUGAGCAAGAGCGGAUAGACAAGAUUUGGCCAAAGCUUCGAGUGCUUGCAAGGUCAUCUCCUACUGACAAACAUACACUGGUUAAAGGUAUAAUUGACAGCACUGUCUCAGAACAACGCCAGGUUGUAGCUGUAACUGGUGAUGGUACAAAUGAUGGCCCAGCAUUAAAGAAAGCUGAUGUUGGAUUUGCAAUGGGUAUCGCUGGAACUGACGUAGCUAAAGAAGCAUCUGAUAUUAUUCUCACAGACGACAACUUUACAAGCAUUGUUAAAGCAGUUAUGUGGGGACGAAAUGUCUAUGAUAGCAUCUCAAAAUUCCUUCAGUUCCAGCUUACUGUUAAUGUAGUAGCAGUGAUUGUUGCUUUCACGGGCGCCUGUAUUACUCAAGAUUCACCGCUUAAGGCUGUGCAGAUGCUGUGGGUAAAUCUCAUAAUGGAUACGCUCGCUUCCCUGGCUCUGGCAACUGAACCCCCCACUGAGUCCCUCCUGCUUCGGAAACCUUAUGGUAGAAAUAAGCCUCUCAUCUCACGCACAAUGAUGAAGAAUAUUUUGGGUCAUGCAUUCUAUCAGCUUGUAGUAGUCUUUACACUCUUGUUUGCUGGAGAAAAGUUUUUUGAUAUUGAUAGUGGAAGAAAUGCUCCUUUGCAUGCUCCUCCAUCGGAACAUUAUACUAUUGUUUUUAAUACCUUUGUACUGAUGCAACUUUUCAACGAAAUAAAUGCUCGGAAAAUUCAUGGUGAAAGAAAUGUGUUUGAAGGAAUCUUUAAUAAUGCCAUCUUCUGCACAAUUGUUUUAGGCACAUUUGUGGUACAGAUAAUAAUUGUGCAGUUUGGUGGAAAACCUUUCAGUUGUUCAGAACUUUCAAUAGAACAGUGGCUAUGGUCAAUAUUCCUAGGAAUGGGAACGUUACUCUGGGGCCAGCUUAUUUCAACAAUUCCAACUAGCCGUUUAAAAUUCCUAAAAGAAGCUGGUCAUGGAACACAAAAGGAAGAAAUACCUGAGGAGGAGUUAGCAGAGGAUGUGGAAGAGAUUGAUCACGCUGAGCGGGAGUUACGGCGUGGCCAGAUCUUGUGGUUUAGAGGUCUGAACAGAAUCCAAACGCAGAUUCGAGUGGUGAAUGCAUUUCGUAGUUCUUUAUAUGAAGGGUUAGAAAAACCGGAAUCAAGAAGUUCAAUUCACAACUUUAUGACACAUCCUGAGUUUAGGAUAGAAGAUUCAGAGCCUCAUAUCCCCCUUAUUGAUGACACUGAUGCUGAAGAUGAUGCUCCUACAAAACGUAACUCCAGUCCUCCGCCCUCUCCCAACAAAAAUAACAAUGCUGUUGACAGCGGGAUUUACCUUACAAUAGAAAUGAACAAGUCUGCUACCUCUUCAUCCCCAGGAAGCCCACUACAUAGUUUGGAAACAUCACUCUGAUUGUAAGCUGAAUGUUAACACACUAGCUGCAUUGUAAAGAAACAAAUUGAAACUGGGUCUUUUCACAUAUUGUGACGGACAAGAUAGUAUUCUUGUCUUUGGACUUCAACAGAAGACACACUUGUACGAAUGUAGAUUUAUUUUUUUAAAAAAAAAAAAAGCAAAGCUUUCUGCCAGACUGAGGGUGCUUUUUGGGGGGUGGGAGAAAUGAACUGACAGAAACAGUAACUCAGCUUAAGUUGACCUGUGGAUCAUCAGUAGAACCUAAGAAUGGUCCUGAACAGUGUAUUAGCAAAGCUUUAGUUUAUCUCAAUCCUUGAUGGGAGAGAGGGAGGAGUAAAGCUGGGCAAGCAAGCAAAGAGCCCUGGAUCAUUGAAUUGAUGCUUUAAUUUCUGCUGUUGGCUGUUAAUAAUUUGGAUUAUUUAUGUUUAUAAAUGAUACAGAUCUGUUUACAAGGUUUGUAGAUACUUUUUUUGUUCCUGUUCAUAGAUGGGAAGCUUCCUUAUAACUGAUGCAGAGAAAAAUUAGUCCUUCAAAUACUGCUGUAUUUUCAGGAAAAAAAAAAGGGGGGGGGGUGUUUCUAUUGAAACUGUACUAAAUUUUUGCCUACAAUUUACCUUGUUAAAUAUUGUAGAUAAAUUGCUAAUACUAAUAGCCAAAUAGAUAACACUAAUGCUUUGUUUAAAAAAACAACAAAAAACAAACAAAACAAAACAAAAAAACAUGAGCAGUGGUGUUCUAAUGAAGUUAUGGCAUCUGUCCUAAUUAGUUUCUUAAAUACAUUUACUACUUAAUGGUUUUGAAACAACUGUUUAAUUUUUAAAAUUUUUGGAAACUUGCUAAUAACCUUUGUUCAGAAUUUAGUAGAUUGUUUAAUGCAGGACAUCAACUACAUAAUGAAAGAUGCUUGAAAUGCUUUUGUUAUUUCAGGCAAAUCAAAUUAAAUCAAACUAUCAAACUACAAGAGAACUUUAGUCCUUUUUGUUUUUGUCUAAACAUGUUAGUUCAGUGAUGUCUUGGUGAACUGUGAGUGAACUGUAUUGAUUUUUCUAAUAAAUCCUUAGAAACCUUCAUACAGCAUGAGGGCUGUUGGCAUUUUGAAAAAGGUUAAUAAGUAGAAGCAUACAUGUUUUCCUUUUGUUUUUGAAACUUGUUUGUAAACAUAAAUAAAUAUGCCCUUUUAUUAAAUAAAUACACAGCGAUGUUUUUUUAAAAAGAAA
Molecule: messenger RNA, 4987 nt
Organism: Mesoplodon densirostris (Blainville's beaked whale)
Lineage: Eukaryota; Metazoa; Chordata; Mammalia; Artiodactyla; Ziphiidae
Gene: ATP2B1
Product: ATPase plasma membrane Ca2+ transporting 1
Exons: 20
Coding region: 105-3767 (1220 amino acids)
Biological process (GO): calcium ion transmembrane transport; regulation of cytosolic calcium ion concentration
Cellular component (GO): membrane; intracellular membrane-bounded organelle
Molecular function (GO): ATP binding; P-type calcium transporter activity; PDZ domain binding
Source: RefSeq, a predicted model, not a curated record